CUUGCUGUCUCUGGAAAAGCAAGAUUAAAUCAUAUUGGCACACAAAUAUUUUAUUGAGACUAUUCAACAGUCAGCAUGACAACGUGAAAUACGGCAAGAUUCCAGCUCCAAUUCAUUAUUCUAAACCACGUUUCACGCUUUUGUUCUGGCCUCCAGGUAUGUGACGCCAACAUGUACAUCUUAGACAUCGAUCCCCGCUUCCCCGGAUCGUGCCACGACUCGUACGUCUGGAGGCACUCACCACUCUUAGGUCGCCUGACCACUAACUUUCGACGUGGCGAAUGCGUGCUUGGAGACUCGGGCUACCCCCUUGAGCCAUGGCUACUGACACCUGUGCCAGGCCAUCCAGGCACCCACACGCCUGAAGGGCGCUACAACCUGGCCCAUGCCUCCAUGAGGAAUGUUGUGGAAAGGGACAUUGGCGUCUUGAAGGCAAGGUUCCGGUGCCUUCCAAAGUACCGCAUCCUACUGUAUCAGCGUAAGGACGCAGCCACAAUUGUGGCAGCUUGCGCCGCUCUCCACAGCAUUGCUUUGAAGGCAGGGGAGCGGGAGUUGCAAAACAGUGACGAUGAGGAGGCCGAGGAGAACUAGCCGCUGCAGCAAGGACGAGUGCGACAGGGCGCGCCUGUAUCGCAAAGACCACACACAUGCCGCCUGGAAAC
Molecule: messenger RNA, 662 nt
Organism: Dermacentor silvarum
Lineage: Eukaryota; Metazoa; Arthropoda; Arachnida; Ixodida; Ixodidae
Product: putative nuclease HARBI1
Exons: 2
Coding region: 172-591 (139 amino acids)
Source: RefSeq, a predicted model, not a curated record